AUCAGCGACUCGGUUGCAGUGCGACGACAUUUGCUCUGCUCUAUUUGUUCUGUGUGACAAACACAGUUGUUGGUUGAAAGUCAAGUGGUUUGUGCGUUCGACAUCCAUUGUCAAGCAAAUCUUUGAGAACAAAGCAAAAUAGUUGAAAUUUGUCCGCACAAAAAUGCGUUUGAUUUUGUUAUUGUUCAAUAUUUCGGUAACAUUUUGUGUUAUCAGUGGUUCGUUCAUUAAUCCAUAUCCACGAUUCAAGUCAUUCCACGAUGAUGGAGAUCCCGGUGAAGCCGUGUACUUAACCAAAUACAUUGAAAGCGGCGACAUUGAAACGGCACGUAAUUUGGCUUCGGUGAAUCAUCCAGAUAUACAAAUCGAAAAUUAUGCCGGAUAUUUCACCGUUAACAAAGAAUACAAUUCCAAUACAUUCUUCUGGUUUUUCCCUGCCAAAGUGGACACAGACGAUGCACCGGUCGUUUUGUGGCUGCAAGGUGGACCCGGAGCUUCAAGUUUAUUCGGACUUUUCAGUGAAAACGGCCCAUUCGAGCUUAGUCCGACACAAAAACUGAUACCACGCAAAUAUUCAUGGCAUCUCAACCAUAAUUUGAUUUACAUUGAUAAUCCAGUGGGAACUGGUUUCAGUUUUACUGAUUCGGAAGAUGGAUACGCCAAAAAUGAGAAGGAUGUUGGAGAAAAUUUACUUCGCGCUUUGCAACAAUUCUUUUUGCUGUUCCCAAAUCUCCAGAAGAAUGAAUUCUUUGUGACCGGUGAAUCUUAUGGAGGUAAAUAUGUGCCAGCCGCUGGGUAUGCCAUCUAUCAAGACAGCAAACGUGUUUGCAGCGAUCCGCGAAAACCAAAGAUCAACUUGAAGGGUCUAGCUAUUGGAAAUGGUUUCAGUGAUCCAAUUCAUCAAUUGAAUUACGCUGACUAUUUGUAUCAAUUGGGAUUGAUCGAUUCAAAUGGCUACGAUUCAUUUGUACAAUACCAGAAGCAAGGGCUUGAUUGUAUAAAAAAUCGUAACUUUGAAUGUGCAUUCACAGUCUUUGAUAAGCUCAUCGACGAAGAUCAGUUUUCGAAGGGUUCACUGUUCAAAAAUUUAACAGGUUUCAAUUUUUAUUUCAACUACUUGAAAACGGCUGACAAUGAUGAGGCUCCGCUUGGUGAGUUUUUGCAAAAAUCCGAAACUCGUCGUGCAAUUCACGUCGGCAACAAUUCGUGGCACGAUUUGAGCGGCGAAAAUAAAGUGGAAGAGCAUUUGAAACUGGAUGUAAUGGACAGCGUUGCCGAUUGGGUGGCAGAAUUGCUUUCACACUACCCGAUUUUGGUGUACAAUGGUCAGCUUGAUAUUAUCGUCGCAUACCCGUUGACUGAAAACUAUUUGAAAAAUCUCAAUUUCAACGGUGCCGAUGACUACAAAACAGCCAAAAGAUACAUUUGGCGUGUGGACAAUGAAAUCGCUGGCUAUGCAAAACAUGCAGGAAAUCUAACCGAAGUUUUGGUUCGUAACGCUGGUCAUAUGGCUCCAGGAGAUCAACCAAAAUGGGUGCUCGACAUGCUGCUCCGUUUCACUCUUCACAAAGGCUUCCACUGAAACCACCGUGUUAUCGCACAUUUUUAAUUCAUUCUGUUAUUAAAUUAUCAGUGUAUUUAGUAAUGCGGCUAGAUUUUUUUCCAUUCAAUACGAUUUAGUCAUUUAAUUAAACCGAAUAAAAUUUUUGAUAACGAA
Molecule: messenger RNA, 1717 nt
Organism: Sitodiplosis mosellana (orange wheat blossom midge)
Lineage: Eukaryota; Metazoa; Arthropoda; Insecta; Diptera; Cecidomyiidae
Product: venom serine carboxypeptidase
Exons: 5
Coding region: 164-1582 (472 amino acids)
Biological process (GO): proteolysis
Molecular function (GO): serine-type carboxypeptidase activity
Source: RefSeq, a predicted model, not a curated record